Messenger RNA from Sipha flava (yellow sugarcane aphid), 1998 nucleotides. Its product is annotated as kelch-like protein 10. The transcript has 8 exons. The record is from RefSeq and is a predicted model, not a curated record. NCBI's taxonomy places the organism in Eukaryota, Metazoa, Arthropoda, Insecta, Hemiptera, Aphididae. Gene Ontology annotation, molecular function: protein binding. The coding region runs from base 18 to 1955 and encodes 645 amino acids.
CUUGUCCAAAUUACAGCAUGGACGUAAAUAUCAAGGAAGAUGAAGAAAAAGAUUCAAACAUAAGUCAACUAACACGGCAAGUUUCUUUGCACACUUUAAAUGGUUUUAAUGAACUCCGACUAAAUGAGAAACUGUGUGAUGGUUCGAUAAUAUUAGAUAACGGUGACGUAUAUCCAAUACAUCGAUCAGUUCUGAGCGGUUCUAGCGAUUACUUUAGGACACUCUUUACUACACUACCCGACAACAAUUGUAUGAAAAUACAUUUGAAAACGGUAGAAAGUUCUACAAUAGAGCAAAUUCUACAGUACAUUUAUUUGAGACAAGUAGACAUAUGUUAUGAUAACAUAUUAGAUAUAAUGCAGACAGCUGACUAUCUGCGUAUUGACGGUCUGGUACAACUUUGCAGCAAAUCACUAAUAGUCGAUUAUUUGGAACCCGAAAACUGUGUAACUUUACUGCAGUUCGCCGAUUACUACAAUUUCGUUACACUGAGCGAAGCGACAUACAAUUAUAUUAUCAAAGGAUUUAUGAAUAUUGUGAAACAAGACAACGAUCUUAUGAAACUCAAAAGAGAGGAAUUCAAAAGAAUAAUUCAAGACAACCGGUUAAACGUGAAACGAGAAGAAUGUGUAUGGGAGAUUUUAGUGAAAUGGGUCGACAAGGAUCCUGAUAAUCGAACGAACGAUUUGGCGUUUCUGUUGCCGAAUGUUCGUUUUGGCCUAAUGAAUGUCAAAUAUUUUGUUGAUAACGUGAAGAACCAUCAUUACUUACAGAACCGACCCGAUUGCGCAUCUUACAUAACAGAAGCUUUUAAGUGUUUACGUCAGCCGGCUUUGUUGUCGACGAGUCUCCUAGGACCAAAGUUCGCGCAACCCAGGUACCCAUUCGAAUUAUUGUUCGCCAUUGGUGGUUGGAGCGGCGGUAGACCGACUGGUUUAAUUGAAACAUACAACAUCAAGUCGAAUCGUUGGACACAAAUAUGCAAAGAAGAUCCACUUGGACCGAGAUCGUACCACGGUACACUCGUCAUAAACAAUGACAUUUAUAUCAUCGGAGGAUUUGACGGGACGGAGUAUUUCAAUUCUUGUAGAAAAUUCGAUACGAGUACAAUGACAUGGAACGAAAUAGCGCCAAUGCACUCUAAAAGGUGUUACGUCAGUGUUGUAGUGCUAAAUAAUAUUAUUUACGCAAUGGGUGGGUAUGACGGUCAUCAUCGACUAAAUUCUAUGGAAAAAUACGACUUCAGACGAAAUCAAUGGACGAUGGUAAUGCCGAUGAACUUUCAGAGAAGUGACGCUUGUGCCACAGUUCUAAAUAGUAAGAUAUAUAUCACGGGCGGGUUCGACGGACAGUCGUGCUUGAACUCGGCGGAGACGUACAACGUGGAGACGAACGAGUGGAAGCUGCUGCCGGCCAUGCGGACCAGGCGCAGCGGCGUGUGCUGCAUCGCGUACCACGGGCUGCUGUACGUGCUGGGCGGCUGCGACGGGUCGUCCCGGAUGAACGGUUGCGAGAAGUACGACCCGGCCACGCGCAAAUGGUCGCCGGUGGCCGACAUGCGCAGCACCCGGAGCAACUUCGCCGUCGAGCUGCUGGACGACACGAUAUUCGUGGCCGGUGGUUUCAACGGCGUGACCACCAUCGCGCUGGCGGAACGCUACGACGGCCGCACGGACCGUUGGUCCGAUGUGAAACACAUGAAAGUGUUUAGAUCGGCGCUGUCGGCGUGCGUCAUAAAGGAUUUGCCCAACAUCAAACGUUUCUUGCGUUCGUACAGAUUUCACCGGGAAGACAGGAAAACAUUCAAUAAGAACAAUCAACCAGGCGACUACAGUAAUGCUGCGAUUUUCGCAAUUCAAUCCCAAAUGCUUAACGGGUAUCAAAUUAAUCGUCACAGAUCGGAUGUUAUCUAUGAAGAAAACGAAGAGCCAGACAACGGAAAUCCCCACGAAUGAUCUAUUCAAUAUUUUAAAUAAAUUCUAAAUCUCAAAGCCAAAA